AUGGAUCUCCGUGUGGGCGGCAAAUACCGCCUUGGCAAAAAGAUUGGCAGCGGCUCCUUCGGUGACAUUUACCUCGGUGUAAACAUUAUCUCUGGCGAGGAGGUCGCUAUCAAGCUCGAGUCCGUCAAGGCCAAGCAUCCUCAGCUCGAGUAUGAGAGUAAAGUCUACAAAACGCUCGCUGGCGGCGUCGGUGUACCAUUUGUCCGGUGGUUCGGUACCGAGUGCGACUACAAUGCCAUGGUCCUCGAUCUCCUCGGCCCCUCUCUCGAGGACUUGUUCAACUUUUGCAACCGCAAGUUCUCGCUCAAGACUGUGCUCUUGCUCGCUGAUCAGCUGAUAUCUCGCGUGGAAUAUAUUCACUCUCGUAACUUCAUCCAUCGCGACAUCAAACCCGACAACUUCCUGAUGGGCAUCGGAAAGCGCGGAAAUCAGGUCAACGUCAUCGACUUUGGUCUGGCCAAGAAGUACCGUGACCCGAAGACUCAUUUGCACAUCCCUUACAGGGAGAACAAGAACUUGACCGGGACCGCUCGUUACACGUCUAUUAAUACUCACUUGGGUGUCGAACAAGCUCGUCGUGAUGACUUGGAAUCGCUUGCAUAUGUGCUCAUGUACUUCCUUCGCGGGCAGCUCCCAUGGCAGGGCCUCAAGGCUGCUACCAAGAAGCAAAAGUACGACCGCAUCAUGGAGAAGAAGAUGACCACUCCCACCGAUCUUCUCUGCCGUGGAUUCCCCAACGAAUUUGGCAUCUUCCUCAACUACUGCCGUGCCCUUCGAUUCGAUGACAAACCAGACUACAGCUACUUGCGCAAACUCUUCCGCGAUCUCUUCGUCCGCGAAGGCUACCAAUACGAUUAUGUCUUCGAUUGGUCGGUUCAACGCCCCGGAAACCCCGACGACAAGUCCCGCCGCAAGGUCGUUGGCGACGAGGAGGGCGGCGAACCCAAGCCCUCUGAUCGGAUUCUCAGGAGUCAAACGAGGCAAAUGGCGGCGGCUGCGGGUCAACCAACACGGCAAUCGUCUCGCCGCGAGCAGGAGGGGUACUACUAA
This is a messenger RNA of Rhizoctonia solani, 1050 nucleotides long. RefSeq names its product CK1/CK1/CK1-D protein kinase. Gene Ontology annotation, molecular function: protein serine/threonine kinase activity; ATP binding. Bases 1 to 1050 code for a protein of 349 amino acids. NCBI's taxonomy places the organism in Eukaryota, Fungi, Basidiomycota, Agaricomycetes, Cantharellales, Ceratobasidiaceae. Gene Ontology annotation, cellular component: nucleus; cytoplasm. The transcript is spliced from 6 exons. The record is from RefSeq and is a predicted model, not a curated record. Gene Ontology annotation, biological process: peptidyl-serine phosphorylation; endocytosis; signal transduction.